AUGAGCGAGGAGUACAAGAGGCGGAACCGAUCGACUGCGUAUUACACGAUCAGCAUCAUCCUGGGGACGGUCGCUCUCUCCUAUGGCUCGAUCUGCCAAACAACCGGUUGGGGUGGCCAGCCGGUCCGCGCGCACGGUACCGCCACCUCGGAGACGUCGCCCGAAGAGCUGGCCUCGCGCCUCGAGCCCGUCAAGGACGCGCGGCGCAUCCGCGUGACCUUCUCGUCGUCCGUGUCGGACGUGCUGCCCUGGAAGUUCACGCCGCAGCAGCGCGAGGUGCGCGUCCUGCCCGGCGAGACCGCGCUCGCCUUCUACACGGCCACCAACCUGUCCGACAAGGACAUCGUCGGCGUCGCCACCUACUCGGUCACGCCCGCCCAGACGGCCCCCUACUUCAGCAAGAUCCAGUGCUUCUGCUUCGAGGAGCAGCGCCUCGCCGCCGGCGAGACCGUCGACAUGCCCGUCUUCUUCUACCUCGACCCGGACCUGCUCAAGGACGUCAACAUGCGCAACGUCCACACCGUCACGCUCAACUACACCUUCUUUACAGAGGCGAGGUAUGACGAGAACGGCCGGUUCCAGGGGCCGCCGGGAUUCUGA
Messenger RNA from Thermothelomyces thermophilus ATCC 42464, 600 nucleotides. RefSeq lists its product as uncharacterized. Gene Ontology annotation, cellular component: mitochondrial inner membrane. NCBI's taxonomy places the organism in Eukaryota, Fungi, Ascomycota, Sordariomycetes, Sordariales, Chaetomiaceae. Gene Ontology annotation, molecular function: copper ion binding. The transcript is spliced from 4 exons. The record is from RefSeq and is a predicted model, not a curated record. The coding region runs from base 1 to 600 and encodes 199 amino acids.